CUGUCGCCCAGCAUGUGGAAGGUCGCAAGGUGUGACAAGGAGCCUCUUAGUGUCUGCCGAAGACCUCGAGUUCCUUCAGCAUCCAGAGGAUGCAGGACAGGGCUCUCCAGGAGAUUUCCCUUACCACUGCCUUCACUGGGGACAUCAGAGAGAGUGAGAGAGAAAGGCGAGGGGAGGGAGAGCAAGUCCCUUUAGACUCUAUUUGCACAUCUGGGGUUAGCCUCUGGCAGUUGAACAAUCUUCCACUGUGGGUUGUUUGACUGGGGUACUCAGGCAAGACAACUCUCUGACACUCUUACACGGUCACAAAGUCAUUCUCUAAUAACUCCAAGGGCUGCCCAGCAGACCAGAAACCUAGGCAAGUCACACCCUGGAAUCUGGACUCUGUCCUUGCCUUGUCUCCUGGCUCAUUUCCUGCACGCUGCCCUCCCCCAGCCAGGCUUUACACCGCAGCCUCUUGGCCUCUACCCUGGACAAGUUGAGCUGAAGGGUGGGGUGGGGCUGAUCCAGCUGGCCCUCGUGCUGUCACCAGUGGACUGCCGUUUGUGCACAGGUUCUCUGCGGCUCAUUCUGGGAUGGUAUGGUACCCUUCUCACUUCUCUUGAGGUCUUGUCUCCCCUCUGCCAUAAGGAGUCUACCGAAGGCAGCACACAUCAGAAACAUAUCCAGCAUGACUGGAGGACUCCAGCCGGCUAGUGUGGUGGUCCUGCCCAGAUCCCUAGCACCAGCCUUUGAAAGCUUCUGCCAGGGUAACCAUGGUCCUCUACCCCUACUCGGACAAAGUGAGCCGGAGAAGACAUUUCCUCAGCUGAGUGCUGUUCCAGACAUAAGGACCAUCUGUCCACAGUUUCAGAAAUACGAGUUUGGCACCUGCACUGGCAUCCUGACCUCACUGGAAGAGUACUCAGAACAGCUCAAGGACAUGGUGACCUUCAUCAUGGACUGCAGCUUCUCUAUAGAAGAGGCCUUGGAACAGGCAGGGAUCCCCAGAAGAGACCUAACAGGUUCCGGCCAUGCAGGAGCAUACAAGACAGCAGUACCCUGUGCCACCAUCGCUGGCUUCUGCUGCCCUCUGGUGGUCACAAUGAGACCAGUUCCCAAGGACAAGCUGGAAAGGCUGUUGCUGGCCACUCACUCCCUGGGAGGACAGCAAGGACAACCCAUCCACAUUGGUGACCCAGAACUUCUGGGAAUCAAGCCACUUUCUAAACCUGACUAUGGGAGUUAUGUGGAGUGUCGGCCCGGGGAUGUCCCAGUGUUCUGGCCUUCUCAUCUGACCAGUCUGGAAGCAGUCAUCGGCUGCAAGGCCCCGUUGGCUUUCGCCAGCCCUCCAGGCUGCACGGUGAUGAUCCCCAGGGACACAGUGUCCCCAGCCAGUCGUCCGACUCCUCAGAUGGUUCCAGAAGUCCACGCCAUCUCCAAAGACCCUUUGCACUACAGCAUAGUGUCGGCCCCUGCUGCUCAAAAGAUCAGAGAGCUAGAGUCCACAAUUGCCACAGACCCAGGUAACCGGGGAAUUGGGCACCUGCUACUUAAAGAUGAGUUACUGCUGGCAGCUCUGUCACUGUCUCACGCGCACUCCGUACUGGUCACCACUGGAUUCCCGACACAUUUCAGUCACGAGCCCCCAGAAGAGACGGAUGGCCCACCGGGAGCUAUCGCUUUAGCUGCCUUCCUACAGGCUCUGGGGAAGGAGGCCGCCAUGGUGGUAGACCGGAGAGCCUUGAACUUGCAUACGAAGAUUGUUGAAGAUGCCGUGAAGCAAGGAGUUCUCAAGACACCAAUCCCCAUAUUAACUUACCGAGGAGGAUCCGUGGAAGAUGCUCGGGCAUUUCUGUGCAAAGAUGGGGACCCCAAGUCUCCUAGAUUCGACCAUCUGGUGGCCGUAGAGCGUGCGGGAAGGGCCGCGGAUGGUAAUUACUACAACGCAAGGAAGGUGAACAUCAAACACUUAGUUGACCCCAUCGACGACAUUUUCCUGGCCGCACAAAAGAUUCCUGGAAUCUCAUCAACUGGCGUUGGUGAUGGAGGCAAUGAGCUCGGGAUGGGCAGAGUGAAGGAGGCCGUGAAGAAGCACAUCAGAAAUGGAGAUGUCAUCGCCUGUGAUGUGGAGGCUGACUUUGCCGUCAUUGCUGGUGUUUCUAACUGGGGAGGCUAUGCCCUGGCCUGUGCACUAUACAUUCUGAACUCAUGCCCAGUCCAUGAGCGUUACCUGAGGAGGGCAACUGGACCUUCCGGGGAAGCAGGGGAACAAAGCUGGAUUCAGGCCCUGCCGUCUGUCGCUAAGGAAGAAAAAAUGUUGGGCAUCCUGGUACAGAACCAAGUUCGAAGUGGAGUCUCGGGCAUCGUGGGCAUGGAAGUGGAUGGGUUGCCUUUCCAUGGUGUCCACGCUGAGAUGAUCCAGAAGCUGGUGGAUGUCACCACAGUGCCCAUGUGACCAGCCUCGUUUGUAUGCAAAGUCCCUGCCCGAUGCCAGCCUUUGGGUAGAGGGAUUGCUCUAACUGCCCUUCAUCCUGGCUCCUUCAGGCCACCCUGUGGUCUGCCCGGAGACUCUUUCUGCCCUUCCCUUGAGAGAUAAUUCUGGAACAGUUAACGGAAGAGCAGACCUAGGGGAGGUGGUGGCACGCACCUUUAAUCCCAGCACUCGGGAGGCAGAGGCAGCUGGAUCUCUGAAUUGAGUACAGCCUGGUCUACAGAGUGAGUUCCAGGGCAGCCAGAGCUACACAAAGAAAUCCUAUCUUUAAAAAAAAAAAAGUAUCACCAUGACCUGGGCUAAUUAAGGAAGGACAGAAGGAUAGAGCCACACACAGAGUGUUGGGUUGAAACACUGGGGCAUGUACUCAUUACCACCAGCAAAACAGUUAUAUCUUUGCAAUACUUUUUUUCCUAAUAGUCAUACAUUUACUGUUUGAAGAGAUCUCCUACAAGAUCCCUCCAGCCAUCACAUCCCACAGUCCCUCGCCCCCAUUCACCCUGAUAUUUCUUACACAAACUUCCUGUCUGCUUAGUCCUACACCUAGUCAAACUCUCUGCCCUCUUUGUGGGGAAGGAUGCCAUAUUUGCCAGUAGAGCCCAAAGGUGAGUCAGACCUCCCCAGGGCUCAGGCACAUGAGUUCAUCCUCAUUUUUCACAACCUCCAAACCUACAUUUCUCAACAAAAUCAGAAACUGAGCCACUGACCAGGCCCCAUUAUACUCUUAGUCCCGACAUCAUGAUGACAUCUCAUGUGGGACCGGAGCCUACUAAGCGUUGUUUCAUGUCUUUACAUGUGUCUGGUGUGGUUCUUCAAGGGGCCUUCGUUGUGAAGGAGCACAUGGUAUAGAUUUUACACUCCAAUAAAGCGUAAGUGUAAAGAGAAAA
Messenger RNA from Rattus norvegicus (Norway rat), 3360 nucleotides. It is a transcript of the gene Dglucy, whose product is annotated as D-glutamate cyclase. Gene Ontology annotation, molecular function: D-glutamate cyclase activity. Gene Ontology annotation, biological process: glutamate metabolic process. Gene Ontology annotation, cellular component: cytoplasm; cytosol; mitochondrial matrix. NCBI's taxonomy places the organism in Eukaryota, Metazoa, Chordata, Mammalia, Rodentia, Muridae. The record is from RefSeq and is a predicted model, not a curated record.